Messenger RNA from Camellia sinensis, 558 nucleotides. RefSeq lists its product as uncharacterized. Gene Ontology annotation, biological process: proteolysis. The record is from RefSeq and is a predicted model, not a curated record. Lineage: Eukaryota; Viridiplantae; Streptophyta; Magnoliopsida; Ericales; Theaceae. Gene Ontology annotation, molecular function: nucleic acid binding; zinc ion binding; aspartic-type endopeptidase activity.
AUGGCUGAGAAUUGGCUUCGACAGAUAGAGAAAAUGCUAGACACCAUGGGCAUCACCGAGGCCACUGAUAGAAUAGCUUUGGCAACAUUCGAGCUUGAUGAUGAGGCUGACCAUUGGUGGGAGUUAAUGAAAAACACUCGUGACAUGGCAAGCCUAUCAUGGAACCAAUUCAAGGAACUAUUCUUAAGUAAAUAUUUCCCAAGUACUAUCCGUCGAGGACGAGUCAAGGAAUUCCAGAACCUGGAACAAGGAAAUAUGACCGUGACCCAGUAUGCUGCAAAAUUCGAAGAGCUACCCCGCUAUGCAACUAGACUCUUGGCAAAUGAUGAAGAAAAAGCAAGGAUGUUCGAGUGGGGACUGGAUCUUACAAUCAGGGGAAGAGUCCUUCCGCAACGACUCCCCUCAUAUGCCGAGGUGUUGGAGAUGGCAUUAGAAUCUGAAAGGGAAGUGAACAAUGCCAGAAAGGCUUGGAACAAGAGAAGAGAAAGUCAGGCGACUAUUGGAUCCCAGAGGAACCAGAAGGGAAGCAUGACCUCAAAGCCCUACUGCAGACCAUAA